ACGUAAACAAACAUGGCAGUCAGCUGACGAUUCUGCAAUCGUGGACAUCUGAUGAAAAAAACGUAUUUGUCUCAGCUUUAGCAUGAAUUAAAUCGACUAAAAGAAUGUGGGUCAAACCGGAGGAAGUUUUAUUAGCCAAUGCACUGUGGGUGACAGAGAGGGCCAACCCUUUCUUUGUCCUUCAGAGGAGGAAGGGUUAUGGAGGGGGUGGACUCACGGGACUGUUAGUUGGGACCCUGGACACAGUGUUAGACAGCAAGACUCCACCAUAUAGAAUUUUACACCAGACCCCAGGUUCAGAGAUAAGCUAUAGUGUGGCAGUAGCAAAUAACAAAGUAGAAAUACACAAAGACUGGGAAUGGAUAGAACAGAAUCUGAUGGAGACACUUGGUGCAUUUGAAAAUGAGGAGGAUGCCACUGAGUUUGUGAAGUGUAAGAUAGAGAGCAUGUACACACAUGAGCACAAGCCUGGGGAAGUUGUAGAUGAGGAGGCUCAGAAUUACAAAACUUCAACCCGGAAGUUCAUGAAGUUGUUUAACAUGCCAAGGGAAGAGAAACUUGUUAAUCAAUAUUCCUGCAGCCUGUGGAAGAAUAAUAUACCUCGUCAGGGCUGGAUGUACCUAAGUGUCAAUCACCUGUGUUUCUACUCCUUCCUGAUGGGGAAAGAGGCCAAGGUCAUCAUAAGGUGGACAGAUAUUACAAAACUAGAGAAGGGCAACAACAUGCUUUUUCCUGAAAGUAUCAAAGUAUCAACUAGGGAAGGGGAGUAUGUGUUCUCUAUGCUUCUUCGCAGUAGUGAAACUUUUAGGCUGAUGGAACAGUUGGCCAAUAUGGCUAUGAAACAGUUAAUGCAGGAGGGAGGCUUUGAAGAGGACAAAACAAUUGUUGACAGAACUAAGAAAAGGACACCAAAGCGAAUGUCCUCAAUAAAGCGAGACCUGGAUGCCCGAGCUAGAAGUGACGCGUUCAGGUCAGCCUUUUGUCUUCCCCUGGAUGAGAAGUUAGACGGGGACACGGACUGUGUCCUAUGGACUCCCUAUAAUAAACAGCACACCUGGGGGAGACUCUACCUCUCCAGUAGCUAUAUCUGCUUUGCCAGCAGG
Saccostrea cuccullata (small rock oyster) is the source of this 1103-nucleotide messenger RNA. RefSeq names its product TBC1 domain family member 9-like. The transcript is spliced from 12 exons. The record is from RefSeq and is a predicted model, not a curated record. The annotation marks the transcript as partial. Lineage: Eukaryota; Metazoa; Mollusca; Bivalvia; Ostreida; Ostreidae.